Gorilla gorilla gorilla (western lowland gorilla) is the source of this 325-nucleotide messenger RNA. RefSeq names its product small cysteine and glycine repeat-containing protein 4. Lineage: Eukaryota; Metazoa; Chordata; Mammalia; Primates; Hominidae. The transcript has a single exon. Bases 1 to 294 code for a protein of 97 amino acids. The record is from RefSeq and is a predicted model, not a curated record.
AUGGGUUGCUGUGGUUGUGGAAGUUGUGGUGGCUGUGGUGGCCGCUGCGGUGGUGGCUGUGGUGGUGGCUGCGGUGGUGGCUGCGGUGGUGGCUGUGGCAGCUGCACCACUUGCAGGUGCUACCGGGUGGGCUGCUGCUCCAGCUGCUGCCCCUGCUGCCGCGGCUGCUGUGGGGGCUGCUGCAGCACUCCCGUGAUCUGCUAUUGCCGCCGCACCUGCGGCUCGUGUGGCUGUGGCUAUGGGAAGGGCUGUUGCCAGCAGAAAUGCUGCUGCCAGAAGCAAUGCUGCUGCUAGGCGGGCCCCCGGCCUCUGGGCAGGGGCUGCA